CUUAACUGAGUUAACUCAAGAAUCAGUCUGAAGGCAUCAGCGGCUCUGCGCAAUACCGAAGAAGUGAAUCGCGAUUCGCGACCAACGGAGUCGCGGCCUCCGAUUCUUCGAGCGAAGCCGAAGACGCACCGCACUGCUCCACGGCUCCACCACCAGGGCCCUUUUAUGUUACAGUUCCGACCUACACCUCCAAACGUAGAACAAAAAUAAACUCCUUUUCCUUUACCCUUGCUUCUCAACCUGGUUUUUGGCACUCUGCGUCCGUGUUAGCUACAAACUCCUCUCCCUCUUUGAGUGAGUGAACGGGUGACUGGAGAAAACACAGUGACCCUGGCAGUUGUUGACAUCAAAGCACUCACGGGUCCUCUCAUGGUGCAAUUCAUUUUCUGCUAGUUUAACUGGAAAGUAUCCAAAGAAGUGUGAAGUUUCCGUGUAAUAAUGAGCAUAGUUCCGAAAGAGACAAUAGAGGUGGUGGCACAGAGCAUCGGAAUAAGCAAUUUGUCUUCAGAAGUCCAGGUGGAACUUGCAGGCGAUGUUGAAUAUCGUCUCCGAGAAAUAAUGCAGGAGUCCAUAAAAUGCAUGAGACAUUCAAAGCGGACGAUCUUAACUGCUGAUGAUGUGGAUGGAGCGCUUAAAUUACGAAAUGUUGAGCCUAUAUAUGGGUUUGCGUCUGGGGAUCAUUUGCAAUUCAAGAGAGCUGUGGGACAUAAGGAUUUGUUCUACAUUGAAGAGAAGGAUUUAGAUUUCAAGGAUGUGAUUGAGGCUCCUCUGCCAAAAGCUCCAUUAGAUACUGCAUUAGUAUCUCAUUGGUUAGCUAUAGAAGGAGUGCAACCUGCUAUUCCUGAAAAUCCUCCUCAAGAAGCACUUACAGCACCCCAGGACAAUAAAGCGAUGGUGUAUAAAGAAGAUGGAGGUUCAAUUGACCUCAAGUUACCUGUAAAGCAUGUUCUAUCCCGUGAACUUCAGCUAUACUAUGAAAAAAUUACAGAUUUGGCAGUGAAUAAGCCCAACUCUAUACUCAUGAAAGGAGCACUAGAGAGUUUGGCAACCGAUUCUGGGCUUCAUCCUUUAGUUCCUUACUUCACAUUUUUUAUUGUUGACGAGGUCUCAAGGAACUUGAAUAACUUAUCACUUUUGUUUGCUUUGAUGCGGCUUGUUUGGAGCCUUCUUCAGAACCCUCACAUUCAUAUAGAACCAUAUCUGCACGAGUUGAUGCCACCUGUAAUGACUUGCCUUGUUGCAAAAAGACUGGGUAAUAAAUUUUCGGACAAUCACUGGGAGCUUAGAGACUUCACAGCCAAGUUGGUUGCUUUGGUUUGCAAAAGGUAUGGUCAAGUGUACCACACUCUCCAGCUCAAGGUGACACGUACUUUGCUGAAUGCAUUUCUCGAUCCAGCAAAGGCACUACCUCAGCAUUAUGGUGCAGUACAAGGGCUAACUGCCCUUGGACCCAGUGUGGUACGUUUACUUUUACUACCGAGUCUUGAGGCUUAUAUAAAACUACUGGAGCCAGAAAUGCAGCUAGAGAGCCAAAAGAAUGAGAUGAAGAGGCAUGAAGCUUGGAGAGUGCAUGGUGCUUUGGUGGGUGCAGCUGGCUUAUGUAUCUAUGAUCAGCUUAACUUUACUUUACUGCCCUCGCCUGCACAUGCUGUUCUGAAGAGUAGGAUGAAAGUUUUAGGCACUUCAAUGUCAGGUAAGCGUAGAAUGGGGGAGAACAUGACGAUGCCACAACAACCACCAGCAAAGAAGUUGAUAACCGAUGGAGGAACAUCAUUGCAAGCGGGCCCCACUGAUUCCCCCGCGCCCACUUCGCCGCCAGGUGAGAGCUUGCCAAGAGUCAACAGACGAAGACAGCAUAAUACCAGUAGUCAAGCUUCAAAGGGCGAUCAUCAUCAUCAUCAUCAAGGCUUGCUGAAGAAGGGCGACAUCGACAUUGCGCAUCUGAUGCCUUUUCUGUUCGACUGCUUCGGUGACAGCAUCUCACCCUUCACCCUUGCACCGCAGUUGUCCCUCUUCCUAUGACCCACUAAUUACAUCUCUUUUAAUCUUUUAUUUUAUUUUUUCUUUUACACUGUUUGGUUCAAGAAUUUGGAAGAAAAAGAAAAAGAAUAUGAGAUGGAGAAGAUACUAAUAUCAAUCAUUAUCGAUUUCAAGCAUUAUCUUGCUGUUUGGUUCAAGCAUUAUCUUACAGGUACCAUUAUACCAUCAUUUAUACUAAUAUUAUUCU
This is a messenger RNA of Cuscuta campestris, 2227 nucleotides long. The record is from the annotation of a GenBank genome assembly. Lineage: Eukaryota; Viridiplantae; Streptophyta; Magnoliopsida; Solanales; Convolvulaceae.